This is a messenger RNA of Manduca sexta (tobacco hornworm), 1033 nucleotides long. Its product is annotated as vitellin-degrading protease. The record is from RefSeq and is a predicted model, not a curated record. Lineage: Eukaryota; Metazoa; Arthropoda; Insecta; Lepidoptera; Sphingidae. Gene Ontology annotation, biological process: proteolysis. The transcript has 7 exons. Gene Ontology annotation, molecular function: serine-type endopeptidase activity. The coding region runs from base 172 to 1008 and encodes 278 amino acids.
CGAGGCUGCUUUAUCGGUUUGUUACCAUUCUCUCUUUGUUUAUCGUUCGUCGGGUUUAUUACUUGAGUUUCGACGAGGUCUGCGCACUAACAAGCGACGCUCUUGAAAAUAUUCUGAAUAAUGUAGAAGCCGCGGGCGAAUCCGAAUUAACUCUCGUGCCAUCAGAGCGAGAUGAUUGUAUUUUACACGUUGCUAGCUACGGUAACAUCAUACAGAUUCCUGCCUCAGGAAUCGCUGCAAGUCUCACUAACUACCGACGCAUUACGCAAGUACAUAAGCUCGUCUGCGGAGAGUCCUUACCACGUUUUAAUAGUAUACAGCAGUUUAUACUGUUCGGGGGCGUUGGUGAGGAGUAAGGUGGUAGUCACCGUCGCCAGCUGUAUGACCGUCAAGGAGCCUAAGAAUGCGGUGGUCAAGAUUGGCUCUGAUACCAUUGUGGGAUACGGCCAAAUCAUCCCAGUUGUAGAGGUGAAAAUUCACGAAUAUUUCAAACACUUGAGCAGCAUGGACAAUGAUAUUGCAGUAUUAUGUUUAAAGCACGACGUGAAUUUGCUGCCAACAGCCAAGAAAGUAAUCAUUGUAGAGUCCGAGGUAGCGCUGCGAAUUGGCACCACUCUUCAAGUUACUGGAUGGGGUGGUCCGAAAAUGCCGGGAAAAUUCGCAAACGUACUUCUGCGCUCCGAAAUGGUUGUCCUCAAUAAAAGUCACUGCCAAAAACACUACAAACAUUUGUUAACAUCUUCAAACUUUUGUGUCAAAUAUCAGCCGGAGCGACGAUUGGGUGACAACGGAGGACCGGCGGUUUUAAAUGAAUUGCUUGUUGGUCUAGUUUCAUUUGGAGCUACUAAUAUUAAGGAACCUCAUGUAGCUGUCCUCACGAAUGUGUCGUACUUUCAUAGAUGGAUAUUACUGAACAGUUCGCGUUUGCUGAAGAAAUAUUGCAUUCCGAAACACGACAAAGACGAGAAAGAGAUUCAAGACAUUCACCAUCAGCAGGACGUCGCGUGAUCGCUAUUAAAAGAAUUAAGAGUUC